AUGCCGGCAGCGCGUAAGAGAGGAGCGCUGCUGCUGACUGCUCUGCUCCUUCUGUGGGCUCUAGUGCAGAUUGCCUUCUGGUACUGGCUCCAAGGCAAAGGAAGCAGGGCGAGACGCGCUGUGCAAGUUCGAGUGGUGGAGGACAAGGCCAUGGUGGAGAUCGUCGGUCAAUCGGAGGACGAGAAGGUCUGGUUCACCAGGGACGGCACCCAGCCCAAUCCUUCCUCGUCCGAGGUCUACCAUGGAGCCUUCUUGCUGCGGCAGGGCAUAUGGACGAUUAGCGCUGCAGCAUGGAGGGGAGGGAAGAGGGUGGGGCAUGUGGUACGGACCAGGAGGAUAGUGUGCAGGAGAGGGGAAAACUUUCUUGUGAGCUGCAGGGUGAGGAACUCUACAGGGCCUGCGAGCCUUUCCUGGAGGACAUGCAGCCUGGAGCUGAACCGGCGGCUGCGAGAGGUGAAGGACGUGCUGGUGGAGGAGAACGUGACGAUCCACUCGAUCUCGGAGGAGAGGAAGCCGCGCAUGCAGCUCAAGGUGGUGGGCUCGACUAUGGAUGAAGCAUGCAGGACUGCGCUGUCCUCAGAUUGGUCGGAGUGCCGCGGCCUCACUGGGUCGUCUUCUCCUCCUCCUCUCCCGCUCCUCGCCUUCCGCAUCUCCUACGUCGCGAGCAUCGAGUGCGGAUUCAUCGGGAUGAGGAUGAGGGACGGGGAGCUCGGCUAUGGGGGGCUGCCGAUGGACAGGAGCAGGUUCUUCCGGCACGAUCCUUCUCUCCCCCUUCCUGUCUACGACGUGAUGGAGGAGGAGGAGGAGGGAGGAGGCGGGAGGGCUCGUCUGCUCUCCUACGACGAGCUUGCGAUGAUUCCCCUUGCCGACAUGCCAGGUGAAGACUCAUGGCAUCAGCUGCUCCCCAGGCUCCUAUGGAUGAUGCACAUCCUUCCAGCUACCGUCAAGUUCCUGCUGCCUCCUCCUCAAGGAGCCCUGCGGGACAUCCUCUCCCUCCUCGCGCAGGAGAGCCUCCAGGAGCUCUUCGAUGCCUCCCGCCUCGUCUUGUGGUCUCCAAACUUCUUCGUCGCCCAACGGCUCUACUUCUAUGGGGAGUCUCCCUUCCUUCGCUCCUCAUCCCCCCGAAAGAGACUUCCUCCUCCUCCUCCCCUCCUCCUCCGUAACUGCCGGGCGGUUCUCCGGAGCCUCCCUGGUCUCAGAGCCCUCGACUCCUACCUCCUCCUCGUCCCUCACGGCUACUUCGACUGGGACCCAGAUAACCUGCAGCAGGCAGCUCUUGCCUUGUCUGUCUUCCUCCGGCGUGGUCCCAUCCGCUACCGGGUGGUGGAGGAGGGGAGGGAGAGAAUCGAGCUACCGCAGGACGGAGAGGGAGCUCAGUCCGAGGAGGGUAAAAACUUCCGUCCUCACUCUCCCCUCCUCUCCCUCCUCUCCCUCUUUGCCGAAGCUCGCGCCGUCAUCGGCGUGCAUGGCAGGAUGCUCGGGUACAUCCUCUGGUGCUCCCCGGGCACGAGCGUGAUCGAGAUCGGACCCUCUACCCAGCUGGCAAGCUACAAGGAGGAAGGGGAGCCGCAGGAGCUGCGGGGAAGGCCGUGGGACAGUCGCUAUCAUGAGCUAGCGGCGGCCCUCAACAUCCGUUUCUCAAUCCUCCCCGCAAGCUGGACGAACUCCUUCUCCUCCCUUCCUUCUUCCCUUCCGCCUCCCUCCUCCGCUCCCUCCUCCGCUCCUUCCUCCUUGCCGUCCUCCGUCGCCAUCGACGUUCGUCUCCUCCUUCUAUGGCUCGUCGAUGAGUUCGAAGAUGGGGAGUCUGAAGUCGUCCUGCCAAUUAGCAGCCGAACUCUCUGCGAAGAUCGCGGGAUGAAUCUUGCGCUGCGAGGCAGGACGAGGUCGUCGGGCGGGGAGGUCGGGCAUGAGGGGGACAAGACUGUGGACGGAAAGCUGGAGACAGCAUGGGAGACGUACGGGGACGAUGACCACUGGAUCGAAGUCGAGCUGCGUGAGAGGGGGAGUGCGUGCGGUGUGCUGGUGGAAUGGGGCUCGACGCUUCCCAGCUCCUUUCGCGUCCUGCUCUCCACAGUAGGAGGGUGGCCGGAGAAGGAGCAGCAGGACGCGUCUCCCUUCGAUCUAACCCGCGUGCGAGAUCGUCUGUUGGAGAGGAGGAGCAGGGAGAUCGGUCAUCUGUUGCUGCUUCCUCCUACUGGAAUUGACGAUCAAUACUCGCAGAUGACCCGCUGA
Molecule: messenger RNA, 2232 nt
Organism: Guillardia theta CCMP2712
Lineage: Eukaryota; Cryptophyceae; Pyrenomonadales; Geminigeraceae
Exons: 2
Coding region: 1-2232 (743 amino acids)
Source: RefSeq, a predicted model, not a curated record